Leucoraja erinaceus (little skate) is the source of this 3810-nucleotide messenger RNA. RefSeq names its product PR domain containing 8b (gene prdm8b). Gene Ontology annotation, molecular function: protein binding. Bases 1457 to 3226 code for a protein of 589 amino acids. NCBI's taxonomy places the organism in Eukaryota, Metazoa, Chordata, Chondrichthyes, Rajiformes, Rajidae. The record is from RefSeq and is a predicted model, not a curated record. Gene Ontology annotation, cellular component: nucleus. Gene Ontology annotation, biological process: regulation of DNA-templated transcription. The transcript is spliced from 5 exons.
UAGUAAAUGUAAUUAUACAGAGCAUCAAUAUCAUUUGCAUCCUAAUGCAAGCCUAUAGACAUGUCGCAUAUUAGAAAUAUCAUUUCAUGCUAUUGGAAACUUAUAAGGGAAUACGGUCGCGAUAAGAGCAACACAUCACAUUGGUGUUGAUGUUACAAGGAUUUGAUGUUGCGUUUAAAAGAACUAAAUAUACUGCAUACAUUUCCCAUAUAAUCGGGCUUCUCCUGCAUACAGGUGAGCAAUUCCAAGCCUCCGACUGAAGGGCAAAAGUUUUUGAGGCAGGAUUCAUCUUGGCCUUUUCAUCUAUAACCUUCAGUGAAAUAUUCAUAGCAGUUCCAAUUGUAUGCAGUUCCAAUACGCUGCAGCAGCUGAGGUCACACGAUCGUAGUCGGUAGAGAAUGACACCGUACAUUGAGACCAGUUUGGUACAGAAGGUGGAGGACUACUUUUAGGUUAAAUAAAUGAAUGCAACAAAGUUGUUAUAUUACUGAGUGUCACCUAUAGUACAUAUCCCUUAAGACUACUAGACCUCAAGCUCACAGUCAAACUUAGGACCACACCUUUGAUCCAAACUAUUUUGAAGAUGCAUUACAAUUUAGUCGCACGAUGUAGCACAGAUCUUUGCACUUCCCUAAAUGGAUACCAAUAAUAUGUAUGAAUCAUUUCUACGGUUGGUAACUAUAUCUUGCUGUAGCAUAUUUAUUCAAUGGUUGGUCGAAGAAUCAACCCGACAGCAAACGUUCAGAUUAUUUCUAAGUUUUCAAAGGGCCAGGUACCUUUCAGAUCAGUUUUUGAUUGCAAUGACCAAAUUGAUGAUCAGGUAAUUAAGCCAUAUAUAACAAACUUGCUUGCUUCAUACGAGUCGUUCUCUGGCUUCUCGUGAUUCCGUGCAGUUUAUUUGUCAUAGGAGCUCUGGUAACAUAAUGGUUCUCAGAUAAUGUUUGUGCUAUGAACCAAUGUGGAGCGCGAGUGUGUGUCCUCGCGCUCCAAGAGCGCUGCCCUUGCUGCCUGUCACACACGCUGCUGUUGUGGUGGAGGCAGAUGGCCACUGAUUGGGUGAGCUUUGUGGUUUUAAUACUGAAUACUUUAUGGAAACGGGUUUUAGCAUGCAUGGUUGGUCAGAGGCACAAUGGGAAGAUUUAUGAUGAUAGCAUAUCAAUCGUUUUAUGUGUUUUGUCUACAGAAUAUCGCAAAACAAUUCAGCUGGUCGCUGUUCUACUUUAGUUUAUUUAUUUUAAUUUCUCCCAAGUUUUUGAACCGAAAGUCUAGGGGAAAAAAACCCUCCUUUUUUAUACGAGAGGUCGGUCGCAUUUCAAAUCUUACCCAUGGCGAAUGAUACUCAGCAAAGCAUCUGAAAGCUAUUUAUAUGUGCUGGCAAUCGAUUUCAAAUGGAAAAGCAAAGCUACUCUUUUGAGUAUAACAAAAUAUAUAACAGAUACCGUAACGGUGCGAUUUGAUGCUUACCGAUGAAUGGUUUCGCCAGCAUUCAGCCAAAAUAACACACCGAACUGGUAGUAACACAGAACGACUGCCGACGAUGGAAGAUCCACAUGCUCACAGGGAGAGCGAUGCCAACAGGGCGGUCCAGCAGUGUCUCACCGACAUUUUCACCAGCGUGUAUACAACUUGUGACAUUCCGGAAAAUGCCAUCUUUGGGCCCUGCGUUCUGAGCCACACGUCCCUAUAUGACAGCAUCGCUUUCAUUGCUCUGAAGGCAGCCGACAAAAGGACAGUGCCCUAUAUAUUUAGGGUGGAUACAUCAUCGGCAAACAGCUCCUCAGAGGGUUCAAUGUGGCUCAGGCUGGUCCAACCGGCCAGGGAUAAAGAAGAACAGAAUCUUGAAGCAUAUGUGAAGAACGGCCAGUUGUUUUACCGGUCUCUGAGGCGGAUUGACAAAGACGAAGAACUACUUGUGUGGUAUGGAAAGGAACUGUUGGAGCUACUCCUCCUCAGCAACGGCAGACCACAGGCGAAAAUGAAUGGAUCGUCCGCAUACACAUGCCUGGACUGCAGCCAGCGGUUUCAAUGCGAAUAUCCCUUUCUAGCCCAUUUGAGAUUCCGCUGCCAGAAGCGAAUGGGCUGCAUUGCCUCGGACGAGAACAUCAAAAGUGGUGGAGACCGUGACCACAUCGCUAUUGUGGUGCCGAGUGUGAAAUUCAGCCGAUCGGAGCGACAAUCAGCUUUUUCCAAUGUGGAAAACAACAAGCCCACCACAGAUUUCCACAAUCUCGCCAGGGACAUGGAGAAUCCAAGAGAUAAUACCAGGAACCAUCGGGAAAAUGAAGGCGUAAAUGAAAAUAAAAGAAAGUACGAUGAAGUGGAAAAGAAUGAUAAUGCAGCGCACAGUGCAAAAAUGGCAGAUAGAUCGCCGCCCACUCCAAGAGAAAAGCUUCCCUGCCCUUCCCAGCAGUUCAGAGGGAAUUUCAGUCUGAGAGAAAAUGGAAGGUUGAUGUCCAGCCCAGACUCUACAGGUGUCAAACAGAGUGCAUUCAAUGAAGUGAAGAGAACUUCACUUAAACAGACUCCAAAGGAUCACACUGCCGAUACAGCCAACAAGAACGGCACAGCGGCGAAUAGCAGCCCUUCGGAGAAAGCGAUGGACAUUAAGUCUGUCCUGACUGAAACACAGGUCCCUUCUUGUCUGGACAAUAUUGCCAUGGGGAGCGCGUUCAGGAGCGUCUCUCAGCUCUGUGGGACAGAGGAGAGGAAGAGCGCCUUCUCUCAGCCAACCAGAUCGUUUAGUCAGUUGCCUCCACUCUUGGUAUCUCAGAAGGUGAUUCCUGGUUUAGAGUGUCAUCCAAGCGUUGGCGAGUCUGGUAGGUUUUAUCAGGCGAACGCCUUGGCUGCAAAGCUCCAAAGUGCAGACAUUAACGGCAGUUGUAAUAUACAAGGAGGUCUCCCGAAACAAAGUCCUUUCAUAUAUGCCACCGCCUACUGGCCAAAGACUACUGGGCCCAUUCAGCUGCAAGUUCCAUCUGCACUUACCCUGCUCCCACCUUCAUUCACGUCCUUUUGUUUACCAGCUCAAAACUGGUGUGCUAAAUGUAACGCCUCUUUCAGAAUGACAUCCGAUUUAGUGUACCACAUGAGAUCUCAUCACAAAAAAGAAUAUGCCAUGGAACCUUUAGUGAAAAGACGAAGAGAGGAAAAGCUUAAAUGUCCUAUUUGCAACGAAUCCUUCAGGGAACGCCAUCAUCUUUCCCGGCACAUGACAUCUCAUAACUGAACUCUAUGUUCGACUGUGUUACAAACUUAAAAUACAGACAAACUAAGGGAAUGGGGCGAUUGCGAUGACACCCUAUCACUUUACAUUUAACAUUUUGUAAUUGCAAACGGCAGUAAAACAAAUACAAAUUGUCGUAAGUUUAUUUCUGUUUAAAUACUUUAGGCGCUUAUGGUAGCUUGGCAGAGGAAUAUAUGAUAUUAUCAUAUUUAAGGACAUAAUUUUAUUUUAGAUAAAUAAAAAAGGUAAAAGAAUGGAUUUUGCUUUAUUAACUUCAUUACCUAUUUCAGUCACCAUUAAACAUGUGAGCAGCUUGUCCGUAGGAAAUGCAAAAGCGGAAAGCAGGAAAGAUGCAUGUAAAACGCGUAAAAUAAUGACCACCAAAUACAGGUGGGACAGCGCGGAAUAUAAAUGUUUGUAAAUAUUUCCGUUUUGAAAAGACCAACAAAUGUACUAUUUUGUGCCAGUGUAAAAAAGUCUUAAUAGUUAUUGUGUUCUUCGAUCUUGGCGAAAUCUAUGAAUCUUGAUAGUCUAUCUGGUCAUUUUGGCUGGCGUCAACAAUAAAUAGCUUUAUUUUUACUUGACCA